AUGAUGUUCUCCCGACCGUUUCCGGCCACGGCGGCCAAUCUCAUUGAGACUAGCCAACUGCGCAGGAGAUAUUAUAGUGCACAAGUGUACGCGCAGACACAACGUGCACUCUCUAUUCCUGUCACUCUCAUAUUCUGGUGGGACGACCACUCGACACGACCAGUGAGAGUUAAGGCGCAGGACCGACGGCUUUACGUGCUCUCCGAGGCACGGGGUGUUAGCGUUCCAGGAUAUGCGGGAGGUCUAUCAGCGUCUUUGCCAGGUGGUGGAAGUUCUGCGGCUGCGUGGGAGAGACUUGGGGCCGAACUCUUGUUAUCUGGCCUAGUAGCUGCCGCAUACUUCGCUGCUAUGGAAAGGAGGUGGACCGGAGCCGCUCCUGCUUUGGUUGGCGCCGCGUACUGUGCUGCUAGCUUUGUUUCUAUGCCGUCACUCAACCCAGCUCGGUCAUUAGGACCUUCCUUCGUCCUCUCUCGUUGGGAGAGUCAUUGGGUGUGCUGGGUUGGGGGUAUCGGUGGGGGCAUAGCGUGUGCUCUUCUCCAUGAAUGGGGUUCUCGAAGGCCUCGAGCAAAUUCCAACUCGCGCGCAUCCUCACCUAGGGAUCUAGAUGAGCUGGACAAGCCCGCGUUCCCCACGCAUCAUCACUACAGGCAUGCUCCAACAUACUGUUCCGCGGCAGCCCCCCGACCAGAUACGACUGAGCCCCUAUACUCCGGGACCAAGUCUUUAUACUGCAGGUCGCCGCCGCCCGCUCGCCACACACUCCACAGGUCACAAUCGGUAUACAGCAAGAGUAGUGGGCCAGCAGGCGCGGUCAGUCAGGCCAACUCCCUCGUAGGAACGCAGUCGUUGCUCCUGCGCCCGCCCACACAUACCGUCACCAUGAACCAAAACGUGCACAACGCUCAGCGUGAGCCCGCGUAUGGCACCACCCCUAACGGCAUCCGGACACUACCUGCUGGUGCAGCAGUGCAAGAGCGCCGCGAGUCCGUGUACGGCGGCAGCGCGGCGGGCGCGGCGGGCGCGCGGCGCGGCCCGCUGUCGUCGGAGGACAGCGCGUACGGCAGCUACGCGCCGCGCGCCUUCCGCCCCGACCACUAC
Molecule: messenger RNA, 1098 nt
Organism: Brenthis ino (lesser marbled fritillary)
Lineage: Eukaryota; Metazoa; Arthropoda; Insecta; Lepidoptera; Nymphalidae
Source: the annotation of a GenBank genome assembly